UAUCCAACUUGACGCGACUGGGGGUUGGUGAAUAUGGAUCUCGCCAUGUUGCUGUAAACAACGUAAGAAAGCGGAGUCUUACCUCAGCAUUCAGUCCAAACAUGGAGAAAAAAGACGGGACGGUAACGACCAAACGGAGCAGUUCGGAGCAGCGGAAGCUGCGUUCUCGUGAUGCAGCCAGGUGUAGGCGGAGUCAAGAGACGGAGGUGUUUUAUGAGCUUGCUCGUACUCUUCCGCUCCCCCGACGGGUGUCCACGCACCUGGACAAAGCUGCCAUCAUGAGAGUCACCCUCAGUGCCCUACGCAUGCGGCGCCUCUUGCGAUCCGGUGAGAAUAAGGAGGAGGAGGAGGAGGAGGAGAAGGAGGAUACAGAGGACAUGGAGAAAGAGGAGGAGGAGGAGGAGGAGGAUCAAAUGGAUGCUUUCUAUCCUCAGGCGUUGGCAGGUUUCCUCAUGGUUUUAACAGAGGAAGGAGACAUGAUCUACCUGACAGAAAAUGUCAAUAAACACAUCGGCAUCACACAGCUGGAGCUGCUGGGUCAGAGUGUUUACGACUUUGUUCAUCCCUGCGAUCAAGAGGAGCUCAGAGACAUGUUGACCCCACGGCCAGGGUUGAAUAAGAAAUCAGCAAAAGAACAUCUGACUGAGAGAAACUUCUUCCUGCGAAUAAAAAGCACCCUGACCAGCAGGGGGCGCACAGUCAACAUCAAGUCUGCUACCUGGAAGGUUCUCCACUGCAGUGGUCACAUGCGUCCUUUUGGCAGUAGCUCCACUCUGCCCCUUGCUGCCAGAGUAAUGACUUUGUUGUGUGAGCCCAUCCCUCACCCAUCCAGUGUUGAGUUCCCUCUGGAUACAUGUACUUUCCUGAGCCGCCACAGUAUGGACCUGCGGUUCACACACUGCGAGGGCAGGGUAACAGAGUUGAUAGGAUACAAACCAGAUGAUCUGAUUGGUCGCUCAGCCUAUGAGUUCCACCAUGCACUCGACUCUGAUCACGUCAACAAAAGUCUGCACACAUUGCUGACCAAAGGUCAGGUGAGCACCAGCCACUAUCGCUUUCUGGCGAACAGCGGUGGCUUUGUGUGGGCAGAGACUCAGGCGACUGUCCUCUACAGCAACAAGACGUCGCAGCCCGAGGCCAUUGUCUGCCUAAACUUCAUCCUCAGUGCUGUGGAGCAGCCAGAUGUUGUUUUCUCAGUCGAGCAGCUCCGUUGUGACCGCCUCACGAAAGCUGAACCCCUGUCACCGGCGCCUCCACCUACACCAGAGGAACUGGAGACCCCUGACUCGGAAGGGGGGCAUCUCACUAACUUCAGUCAGACCGAGGAGGUGGGUUCAGAAUCCAGCAGUGCUGCAAAGCUCCUCAUCAAACAGAAGGAGAAACCAGAGGAGCUUGACUUGGCUUCUGAGGAUAAAGAUGCAGUCAAACCACCAGCAGGCUUUGUUGAGCUGUCAUUCAUCAGUCCAAAGACUACGAACUCGGUGCCGGAACAACCUCAGAAACUAUGCACUCCACAGCUGCUACAGCUCCUCACACCCAUCUUUGACCCCAUCACACCACCACCAUCUGCAUCACCAGUCCCCUCAGUGGAUGCUGUCCCUAACUCCAGUGAGGACAAGGAGCAGAUGGACACAAGUAAAGUGGAGAAGUUCUUCGCCACUUGGCAAGAAGAUGGGCAACAGCAAAAAAAAAACCUGGAGAACAUGGAUGAGAUGGAUCUGGAAAUGUUGGCUCCUUACAUCUCUAUGGACGACGAUUUCCAGCUUUCCUUCCUCAGCAGUUUACCUGAGGAAACCAAUGGCCCUUCUUCAGAACCUUCAGUUGUGUCUCCUGCUAUCACACUGAACAGGAAACGGGCUCUUGUCACAGACAAGGACCUGUCGUUUCUGGACAAGAGGCCCAAACAAGGUUCUUUGUCAACAGAAGAGGAAAUUCUUCUCAGCCACAAAAUGUUGGGCUGUCUGGAGGAUACCGACCAAUCAGAUUUGAUCUUAGACCUCACCCCAAGAGGGCGGAGCCAACUGCUCACAGACAGAGACCCUGUUUUAGGAGGGAUGCAGGGACUGUGUGAUACUGCAGCUCUGAUGAAGGAAGUAUUCAUACCACGCCCACCUGACCUGUCUGCACCUCUCUCCCCCAUGACUUGACAGAACCUUUGUCAGUUCACAGAGGUUUCGACAAAAAAAGACAAUGCCAUACUCAUCCGCACAUAUGCUAAUGCAACACAAACAUGUAUAUACAUGAUUAUAGACUCACACAUGCUGUAUAACUGUGCUGUACGGUCGACUAGACGUCACAGCUUGUAGCUUGAACCAGAACCGGUUACUAAUGUGUUUUCUCAUCCAUAUCUCACUAUCAAACCAGAGCCAAUGAUGUUUCAUAGAUGAGGAGAGAAGUGGUGUGAGAAUUCUCUCCCUUUAACAUAAUACUGCAAAGUCCAAUGUUCUUUUCAUGUUACAUGCUAUCUGUGAUUUAAUGUGGUCGGUGUGUUUGAUGGAAACAGCAGGUGGUGCUAAAGGUGAAAUAUAAAAAAUCCUGCAUGAGUUUAACAGCGAGACAAACUUUUGCAGCUAAAUUGUACUUGUAAUCUGUUUUGGUGCUUCUGUCAUCAUUUUUCCAUGUAAAGAACGAGCUCCCGUUAUUCCCAUGAUUCUCUUCAUUUGUGAAAAAUUGCUCUCACUGCCGUUACAAUCAAAUCAAUCACACCAACAAACAGACUUGCGAAUAUCAGUGGCGUCAUUCUUCAGUGACAUAUUUUACAUCUUUUUAUACACUUAAUAAAAUAUAUAUAUAUAUAUUUUUUUUUUCCCAGUUAAUUCUUUUAGUCGAAGUUCUAAACUGUGAAUCUUAUUUUGUUAACUACAGAUGAGUCCGCAACUAGUUAGUCAGGGUGUUUGUCAUGCUGAGUUAUUGGGUGGGUGGGGCUUAUACAAUACUGCCUGUGAGGUCACGGGAAUCUUCAGACAUAUGAGGUGUGACUGAACUGUUUCCUCUGUUUUGAUUCACGUGCGAUCAGAAUGUCGAUCGAUGCAUGGUUUGAUUUAGUUUGAUUAUAAUUUCAAAUAUAUAAUCUGAUUAAAUUUCCGUGCUGAAGCAGUUAAUGAGAUGAACAGAGUUAGCUCGCUUAUAUUCUCAUUAGAAGUGUAAGUAACACUAGUAAUCUUGUUUUUGUCACAUAAAUUUCAUAUAUAAGAUGAUUGUAGACUAGUGUUUCUCAGUUGUACGGUGAUGUUUCUACAAAGAGAUGUGUAGGUUUGGUUUUUUUUCCAACUCGGAUACAUUUGCUACAUAAACCCUCAAACUAUCCACA
Messenger RNA from Solea solea (common sole), 3310 nucleotides. It is a transcript of the gene hif1al, whose product is annotated as hypoxia inducible factor 1 subunit alpha, like. The record is from RefSeq and is a predicted model, not a curated record. Gene Ontology annotation, biological process: cellular response to hypoxia; regulation of transcription by RNA polymerase II. Gene Ontology annotation, molecular function: RNA polymerase II transcription regulatory region sequence-specific DNA binding; DNA-binding transcription factor activity, RNA polymerase II-specific; protein dimerization activity. Lineage: Eukaryota; Metazoa; Chordata; Actinopteri; Pleuronectiformes; Soleidae. The coding region runs from base 102 to 2147 and encodes 681 amino acids. The transcript has 15 exons.